Messenger RNA from Carica papaya (papaya), 2708 nucleotides. NCBI's taxonomy places the organism in Eukaryota, Viridiplantae, Streptophyta, Magnoliopsida, Brassicales, Caricaceae. The record is from RefSeq and is a predicted model, not a curated record.
UUAUAUAUUUGAAUGAGUUCCACUAGAUUUUGAUAAAUUUCUAAAAGGCUUCGUGGGAACACACAACUUUUCAAAAUAAUUUUAAAAUAGGGGAUCCGACCAUGCGUGCUAAAUGUCUUGGAUUGGCUUGUCAGUUCAGAAUUUUCUAUAUAUUCAUAUAAAUGAUAGGAAGACAAACAGCAGACCCUCUGUUUUGACAUCAGCCAUGGAGGGUUUGCCAGUGCCAUGUCUCUACAAAUUCCUCUUUCUCUUUGUCUCCUACUUGUUUUGUCAUGCAACUUAUUGUUCAUCAUCAUCAUCAUCUUCUUCUUCUUCUUCCUUUUCACCUCAGAUUUCUCUGCAAGAAGAGAAAUUUGUGUUGCUUCAAUUCAAGAACAGCCUCUCUUUCAGUGAGUUUUCUUCAUGUGGAGGUGGUUAUAAGAAGACAAGGCGUGGAUUGAGGGGACAGAUUGUUGCUCGUGGGAUGGGGUCAGUUGUGACCCUCUAACAGGACAUGUGAUUGGCCUUGACCUGAGUUGCAGUUGGCUUUCUGGCUCCAUCGAUUCUAACACGACUCUCUUCUCCUCUCUCACCUUCAAAACCUCAAUCUCGCUUUCAACAACUUCAACAACUCCAGAAUUCCACCAAACUUGGGACAGCUCGAGAGUUUGACGCAUCUCAAUCUAUCACAUUCAUAUUUUUCUGGACAAGUCCCAUCUGAAAUCUAUCAUUUAUCAAGAUUGGUGUCUCUUGAUCUGUCUUCCAGUUAUUAUGAUCAGUUAAAACUCAAAACAAUUGUUCUGAGAGAAAUGGUCGGUAAUCUUACAGAACUGAAGGAGCUUAUUCUUGACAGUGUAACAAUGAGUUUACAUGCACUUGGUCCCUUGGCAAAUUUGCCCUAUUCAUUAACAUCCCUCCAACUUUCUAACUGUGAAUUGCAAGGGGAAUUUCCUGCUCAUAUUUUUCAAUUACCUAACCUCCUUCAUGUUGGUUUAUCAGGAAACAAUUAUCUCACAGGAACUUUUCCAGAAUUCAAUCAGAGUAGUCUUCUUGAGUUCUUGGAUACUUCUUUCACUGGUUUCUCAGGGAAACUACCAGCUUCCAUUGGCAAUUUAAGGUUCUUGAAGCAUUUAGAUCUCACUGGCAGUGAUUUCUCAGGCGAACUGCCUGCUUCGAUUGGCAAUUUGAUGUCCUUACGGUACUUGGAUCUGUCUUUUACAAAGCUUGGAGGUUCUAUUCCAGCAUCCCUUGUUAACCUCUCAGCGCUUACCUAUUUGCGUACUAGAUAUUCCAACUUUACUGGUCAAAUUCCAUCUUCCCUUUCAAACCUUAAACAAGUCACUUUCCUAGAUCUAUCUGAGAACAAAUUCAGUGGCCAAAUCCCAGAUGAUCUUACUAGUUUAACACAACUUUCCCAUUUGGAUCUUUCGAAAAAUCAGCUGGUUGGUCCUAUUCCUUCUCAUGGAAAUGGCCUAGCAAAUCUAACCUUCCUCUCCCUUUCCAACAACCAACUUAGUGGGAAAAUACCAUCUUGGUUGUUUUCUCUACCAUCUUUGGAGCAAUUAGACCUUUCAGAAAAUCAGUUGAUGGGUCCUAUUGAUUCUUCUCCUUCAUUUGGCCUUUCAAAUCUAACCUAUCUUUACCUUUACAAUAACAAGCUAAGUGGAAAUAUACCAUCUUGGUUGUUUUCUCUGCCAUCUUUGAGGCACUUGGACCUUAGAAACAACAAGUUCACUGGUGAAAUUAGUGAAUUCCAGCCCAAGUCCCUAGAAUAUAUUUACCUAAGAAACAAUGAGAUUCAUGGCCCAAUUCCAGAAUCAUUUUCGGGACUCGAAAACCUUACUGGUCUUACUCUUUCAUCUUAUAACUUGAGUGGCUCAGUUGAUAUGAACAUACUUUCAAAGCUUAAACAUCUUGGGUACCUUAGCCUUUCAAAUUACAGUCUAUCUCUCGGUGUGAAUAACAGUGAUGAAUUUCCUGCUCUUGAAUUGUUGUCUUUGACGUCUUGCACAAUAAGAGAAUUCCCAAGCAGCAAUCAUACAUUACUCAAUGUUGACUCCUUGGUUUUGUCUUCCUGCAACAUAACUGAAUUUCCAAGUUUCUUAAAAAACCUCAAGAAAUUAAGGGUGCUGGAUCUUUCUGAUAAUAGAAUUCAAGGUGAGAUUCCCAGAUGGUUAUGGGAGACAGGAGAUGGCUUACUGUCUUACUUGAAUGUUUCACACAAUAGUUUGACGGAAGUGGGGGAAAUAUCAGGGAAUAAUCUGGAAAUUCUAGACAUGGGAUCCAACAAUCUUCAAGGUCCACUUCCCCUUCCUCCCAGGUCUGUGUGGUUUAUAGUAUCAAACAAUAAAUUAUCUGGAGAAAUUCCAUCCUCUAUCUGCAAUUCCAAUUUCCUUUCUAUUCUCGACUUGUCAAACAACAACUUCACUGGCAUGAUUCCAGGAUGCUUAUUCUCUAGCUUUACCAAUGGACUCUUAAUGUUGUACAUGAGAAUGAACAAUCUUCAGGGUGUUAUCCCUGAAGUUUUUGCAAGGGGAAAUCGUUUAAUGACUCUUGACCUGAACAGGAAUCAACUUCAAGGCCCAAUCCCACGUUCUCUAGUGAACUGCACGGGUUUGCAAGUUCUUGAUCUUGGAAUAACAAUAUAAAUGACACUUUUCCUGACUGGUUGGAAACACUUUCCAGUCUGCAAGUCCUUAUCUUGCGGUCUAUAGUUAUAUGGACACGUU